ACCCGUUUGUGCUCGGUAUCCUAGUGCACACGCCUUGCAAGCGACGGCGCCAUGAGUCUGACUUCCUGUUCCAGCGGACGAGUUGAAUGGAUGGCAGCAGUUACCCUUGCUGCUGGGACAGCUGCAAUUGGUUAUCUAGCUUACAAAAGAUUUUAUGUUAAAGAUCAUCGAAAUAAAGCUGUGAUAAACCUUCACAUCCAGAAAGACAACCCAAAGAUAGUACGUGCUUUUGACAUGGAGGAUUUGGGAGAUAAAGCUGUGUACUGCCGUUUCUGGAGGUCCAAAAAGUUCCCGUUCUGUGAUGGGUCUCAUACAAAACACAACGAAGAGACUGGAGUCAACGUGGGACCUCUGAUCAUCAAGAAAAAAGAAACUUAA
This is a messenger RNA of Pongo pygmaeus (Bornean orangutan), 378 nucleotides long. Its product is annotated as CDGSH iron-sulfur domain-containing protein 1-like. The transcript has a single exon. Gene Ontology annotation, biological process: regulation of autophagy. Gene Ontology annotation, cellular component: mitochondrial outer membrane; intracellular membrane-bounded organelle. The record is from RefSeq and is a predicted model, not a curated record. Lineage: Eukaryota; Metazoa; Chordata; Mammalia; Primates; Hominidae. Bases 52 to 378 code for a protein of 108 amino acids. Gene Ontology annotation, molecular function: 2 iron, 2 sulfur cluster binding.